AGGGCGGAGAGUGCUAUCGUGAAGUGAGGGGAGGGAUUCAUGUAGGCAUCCGGGGGAGCCUUGUUCUGAACUAUAAGGUGGGAAGUUGAUGCUGCGUACUGCUACUCCCGGACCCCCGGCGUGAAAGUUGUGAUAUCAUCCUCGAACCGGGAGGAGCGGUAGGUGACCCCGCGGAGCGGAAGGGGGCCUCGGGGCGGCGAGGAAGCAGGAACCUCACCGACCCUGCGGGCUCUGCUAGACGGAGUCGGCGUUGGAAGCCCUUCUGCCAAGCCUCUGUGGAAAAUAUGCCUCGAAGUUAUUUAAAUUCCCUCCAUGCACCUCUCCAGCAAUUGACUUCACACCCAUCCAUCGUCUCCCGGAGUUCGAGUGGAAGGAUGUACUCCGUGCUUCACAGCGGCGCUUACACUUUGUCGAUUUAGCAAUUCUGAAAACAGACCCAUCCCUUUUUUAAAAAUUACUUUGCACGAUAUUUUCACUUUUCUGUGCGUGUGCCCGGAUUUCGUCCUCUAACGCAUUGGAAGAUCAGCUUUGAAAUUAAAAAGCAAUGGAGAAGACUCAAGAAACAGCCCAAAGAAUUCUUCUAGAACCUUACAAGUACUUACUUCAGUUACCAGGUAAACAAGUGAGAACCAAACUUUCACAGGCGUUUAAUCAUUGGCUAAAAGUUCCAGAAGACAAGCUACAGAUUAUCAUUGAAGUGACGGAAAUGUUGCAUAAUGCCAGUUUACUCAUCGAUGAUAUUGAAGACAACUCAAAACUCCGUCGUGGCUUUCCAGUGGCACACAGCAUCUAUGGAAUUCCAUCUGUCAUCAAUUCUGCCAAUUAUGUAUAUUUUCUUGGCCUAGAGAAAGUCUUAACCCUUGAUCACCCAGAUGCAGUAAAGCUUUUUACCCGCCAGCUUUUAGAACUCCAUCAGGGACAAGGCCUGGAUAUCUACUGGAGGGAUAAUUACACUUGUCCCACUGAAGAGGAAUAUAAAGCAAUGGUGCUGCAGAAGACAGGUGGACUGUUUGGAUUAGCAGUAGGUCUCAUGCAGUUGUUCUCUGAUUACAAAGAAGAUUUAAAGCCACUACUGAAUACACUUGGGCUCUUUUUCCAAAUUAGGGAUGAUUAUGCUAAUCUACACUCCAAAGAAUAUAGUGAAAACAAAAGCUUUUGUGAAGAUUUAACAGAGGGAAAGUUCUCAUUCCCUACUAUUCAUGCUAUUUGGUCGAGGCCUGAAAGCACCCAGGUGCAGAAUAUCUUGCGCCAGAGAACCGAAAAUGUAGAUGUUAAAAAAUACUGUGUACAUUAUCUUGAGAAUGUAGGUUCUUUUGAAUACACUCGGAAUACUCUUAAAGAGCUUGAAUCUAAAGCCUAUAAACAAAUCGAUGCAUGUGGUGGGAACCCUGAGCUAGUAGCUCUAGUAAAACACUUAAGUAAAAUGUUCAAAGAAGAGAAUGAAUAAUAUUAAGCCAUUCUUGAUUAGGCCUGAUAGCUUAGUUGACUUUUUUUUUUUUUUUUGUCUUUUAGCCUAUUACCUUUUUUAAAAUUUGGACCAAUCUGUUAGUCUCCAAAAACUGAGUGAUCGUGGUGAUGUGAGUGAGGCUGUUUCAAUAUUGAAUCCCUGUGUACAGAUAAUCAUAGUACCAAGUUGAAGGAAUCAAAAGGAGCCACAUUUAAAUGAGUCUAAUUUGAAUGUCAGAAUGUGCUGUGUUGGGAUGUUGUGGCCAACUCUGCCAUGCGUGUUCUGUUGAUUCUAUCAAUAAAGAAGACUUCAGCUCCAGGAAUUUUUAUCCACUUACUUCCUAACUGUACUAUAUGGGCAGUUCACAAUUCAUCUACCCCAUUUCCAAGCCAAUGACUACUUGGGACCAGUUUCUAUAGCUAGCUGGCCCGAAGACCACAGGAACUGCUCUUUCUUCCUAAAUGUCGUUGCUUAGAAUAGCUCAUUCUCCCUGGAAACUCCCUUAGUAAAGUCUUCCAUGAGAAAGCUGACAGUGACAAGCAGUAAGCAUUCUGGGCCUCUUCCUUUCUCCCAACCCAGCAAAUUCUGCUGUUUAUUUAACCAAGGAGUCUCCACUGAAUGAAAUUUACACACUAGCCCAAAUUCGUGUGUGUGUUGGGGGGGGGUACGCGGGCCUCUCACUGCUGUGGCCUCUCCCAUUGUGGAGCACAGGCUCCGGAAGUGCAGGCUCAGCGGCCAUGACUCACGGGCCCAGCUGCUCCGCAGCAUGUGGGAUCUUCCCGGACCGGGGCACGAACCUGUGUCCCCUGCAUCGACAGGCGGACUCACAACCACUGCGCCACCAGGGAAUCCCCUAGCCCAAAUUCUUUUUCCUUCUAAUGUAACUUGUGCCUCAAAACUAAUUAGUAUCUGGGUACAGCAGUAUCUUUCCAUUUGUGGCGGGGGGGGGGAAGGUACAUGGAAAAAGUAUUUUAGGAAGGAGCCUUUAAACCUUUUUAUGCUGUCUUAUCAUUAGUAGUAAAAAUCAUGAAAGAGCUGUUUGCUCACAAGUACGAAAGCUGGGGGAACUGUCCUUUUCCUUCCCACCCGCAUUGCAUCCUUAACCCCGCUAUAGGCAGUUAGUGCUUGAAUGGAAAAGGAAGUAGGCAUCUUUAAUCUAUGAUUAAAGGAAAGAAAAGUGUUAACCUGCGAGCUAGUGCCUGACUGAAAAUUAGCCAAAGGCUACACUAUCAGGCACAGUUAGCUUAAUAGUGCCUUAACCCUGACUAUCCCUUUUGUUUCAUUUUAAGCCCUCAGCCCCUGGAGCUAUCUUACCGCACGAGAGGUAUGAAAAAAGAGACCGUGAUUUCUGUAUGAGAAGUGUCACUGACAUCCCAGAAUGAAAGUUUGUACUUCUCAGUAGCAUUACAUUUUGCUUGAUUGGUUGUACAGUGUGUUAUCUUAGAUAAAACCACCGUAUUUUUGUAUGAGAAAUUCUCACCAAAGCACUCAGCCUAAAUCUCUUGAAAAGUUGGGUAUUGCCUUUACUUUGAGAAUAAUUUGAAUCUUCCUUUUUAAUUGAUCCAAGGAAACCUCUUCUGAAAAUCAUACAUAUUUGUGUUAUACUAUGGAUAUUUG
Mesoplodon densirostris (Blainville's beaked whale) is the source of this 3064-nucleotide messenger RNA. It is a transcript of the gene GGPS1, whose product is annotated as geranylgeranyl diphosphate synthase 1. Lineage: Eukaryota; Metazoa; Chordata; Mammalia; Artiodactyla; Ziphiidae. The transcript is spliced from 5 exons. Gene Ontology annotation, biological process: isoprenoid biosynthetic process. The record is from RefSeq and is a predicted model, not a curated record. Bases 545 to 1447 code for a protein of 300 amino acids. Gene Ontology annotation, molecular function: prenyltransferase activity.